CGAAUACACCAACCGCCAAACAAGCUCCUGUAUCCCGACUUCGACCGAACCUCAUUAAUCGCACGCUUGUCCGAUCGAUAUUCUCCUGCCGGCAGGACCAGACUCGAAGCACAACCUCAAUCAUGGCUCAAGGAUACGCCGUCUUCAUCGGCCUCGUUGUCAUCGCCGCCCUGUGUGUGGCAUCAUGGUUCCUGGCUCCCAAGGGCGAAAACCAAGUACUCUGGCGAUCCUCUGCUAUUCUGGCCAUCGUGAGCUGCUACCUUAUGUGGGCGAUUACGUUCCUCGCUCAACUUCACCCUCUUAUUGCGCCGAGAAAAAGCGGUAUCCGAGAAGAGCACCUCCACUAGACAUCCACCUAUAAUACACGCCAAGGAAGAGCUGGAAAGAUGACGAGGGCUGUUGUGAUGGUACGGUUGUAAUUUUACAUUGUUGGACUUUUGACACUUGAACUGGUAUUGUUUUUUUAUUACAUAUGGAGUUGGAACGCCUGUUAUACCAAGCCAAAGACGCACUUUGCAGACCAU
This is a messenger RNA of Fusarium oxysporum Fo47, 524 nucleotides long. Its product is annotated as H(+)-transporting V0 sector ATPase subunit e. Bases 123 to 347 code for a protein of 74 amino acids. The record is from RefSeq and is a predicted model, not a curated record. NCBI's taxonomy places the organism in Eukaryota, Fungi, Ascomycota, Sordariomycetes, Hypocreales, Nectriaceae. The transcript has 3 exons. Gene Ontology annotation, cellular component: vacuolar proton-transporting V-type ATPase, V0 domain. Gene Ontology annotation, biological process: vacuolar acidification; proton transmembrane transport. Gene Ontology annotation, molecular function: proton-transporting ATPase activity, rotational mechanism.